Grosmannia clavigera kw1407 is the source of this 14202-nucleotide messenger RNA. Its product is annotated as dynein heavy chain. The coding region runs from base 1 to 14202 and encodes 4733 amino acids. Gene Ontology annotation, biological process: microtubule-based movement. NCBI's taxonomy places the organism in Eukaryota, Fungi, Ascomycota, Sordariomycetes, Ophiostomatales, Ophiostomataceae. Gene Ontology annotation, cellular component: dynein complex. The transcript is spliced from 3 exons. Gene Ontology annotation, molecular function: minus-end-directed microtubule motor activity; dynein intermediate chain binding; dynein light intermediate chain binding. The record is from RefSeq and is a predicted model, not a curated record.
AUGGAGAUUAUUGCUCCAUCUUCCGUGGCUGGCAGCUCCAGCCUCGGUGGGAUCGGCUCUUCCGGGGGUGGCGUAUCCCCAUCCGCUACUGCUGGCACUGCGACAGCCCCCUCCUAUGUCGAUCCGACUCGCGUCAUCGAACAUCUUACGGCCGUUCUCGAGGCCGCUCUUGGUGCCACCCGUGAUGAGCUGGAGGCCCCGGGCAGUCUGCUGUCGAAAUCGCGCUACGCUGAUACCGUGCAGCGGUGCUCCCGCUUCGCCCAUGAACCCCAGGUUGUCUCGCUCUAUAUCCAGAAAGAUGUGCUUCCAGCUCGCAUAGACGAGGACAAGGGGACGCCGUCCCCCCCCCAACACCUGUUCACCCUUGCGCCUGAUCUCUCUGCCGAAACGACUACAGUGGCUUUUCUCGUCCUUCUCAAACGGCCGCAGCCGUUGGAUCCGAACGUGCCCAUCACCUCCCAGGUCCAGAUGCUCAACCUUCCCGGUCCUGCAUACUUGACGGCGACGGCUGGCGAGCAGGGCCUCUCGACAUCGCCUUUUGAGAUUUUGCAGCUCUACCUGCACAACGGCCUCGCGCCCUACUUUGAUGCGAGCACGAAGCCAGCUGCUGGUGCGGCGGCGAACGGCACUAGCCGUGGACGUGCUGACCUCGAAGCCAAGACAGGUGUGCCCGUGACGAAGAAGCGAUGGACGGAGCUGGAGCUCAGUCUGGCACACCUGCAGCAGAACGUAGAGAUCCCCGAGGUCGUGCUGCCCUUCCCACCCAUUGUGCAGAAUGCUCUCGACGACGCCAGCGGCAACAGCACGCGGCCAUCCUUCGACCAGCUCCCGCCAGGCGUCACGCAGGACACUGCCCUCCUCAACAGCCUGCAGGCUACGGUCAACACGUGGAUCAAGUCCAUCCAGGUCGUCACCAAGAUGACGCAGGACCCCACCACAGGCACGGCCAACCAGGAGAUCAACUACUGGCUGUCCAUGGAGUCUGCCCUGGAGCGCAUAGAGGCUCAGCUGCGUGGCGAUGGUGUGUCGCUGACACUGGACAUCCUCAAGCAUGCCAAGCGCUUCCAGGCCACCGUCAGUUUUGUUGCCGACACGGGCCUGAAGGAGGCCAUGGAGCGUGUGCAGAAAUACAACCAGUUGAUGCGGGACUUCCCUCUGGACGAGCUACUCUCAGCAACGGCACUGGCCAAGGUGGAGGACUCGAUUGUGCAAAUCUUUAGCCACCUCAACAAGAAGCUGCGCAUCUGCCCGUAUCCGAUUCGGCGCGCCCUUGCUCUGGUCGAGUCGAUCUCAAGCGACCUAGACGACACGAUGCACCGCCUGUUGUCGGGCACCGAGCUGGUGGACCUCGACUAUGCCGAGUUCAAUCGGGUGAUGAGUGCGACGAACGACAUCUUUCGUGCCUGGGACGACAAUGUGAAGGAGUUUACCAACGUGGCUCGUGAGGUCACGCGUCGCCGCAACGACAAGUUCAUCCCUAUCAAGAUCAACCCGCGCCAUGCGCAGUUGCAGGCGCGACUGAAGUAUAUUCAGACGUUCCGCGAGAACCAUGAGCAGCUCCAGCGGACCAUUGUUACGGUGCUCGGCCCCACGGCCGCCAACGCUGCCGCUGGCGACGGCGCCGAUGGCAGUGCCAAGGCUGCGAACGGAACCAACGGCCCCAGCGGCGUCAACAGCGGCAACGGCGGUGCCUUUGAUGAGACAGGCGACAUGGAUGCGGUGGAGGAGGUGCGGCAGGCCUGGGAGGCCCUGCGCAAUGUCGACCUGCUGGACGUGACGCCCGAGGGGACGGCCAAGUGGGCACGCGCGGAAAACGCGUACAACGAGCGAACGGCGCGCGUGGAAAACUCGAUCAUCGCCCGGCUGAGGGACCGUCUGGCCACGGCCAAGAACGCCAACGAGAUGUUCCGCGUCUUCUCCAAGUUCAAUGCACUCUUCGUGCGGCCCAAGAUCCGGGGUGCCAUCGCGGAGUACCAGACGCAGCUCAUCGAUAAUGUUAAGCAAGCCAUUGCGGCGCUUCACGAGCGCUUCAAGCAGCAGUACGGCCACUCGGAGGCCCAUGCCAUGGCCACACUGCACGACCUGCCUCCGGUGUCUGGAGCGAUUAUCUGGGCGCGGCAGAUCGAGCGACAGCUAGACAACUACAUGAAGAAGGUGGAGGACGUGCUGGGUGCGGACUGGGCACUGCACGCCGAGGGCCAGAAGCUGCAGAACGAGAGCGUGCAGUUCCGGAACAAGCUCAAGACGGUGCCGAUUUUCGAGGCGUGGGCCCGCGACACGAUGCGGCGCGAGGUGUCGAUUGCCGGGCGGCUGUUCAGCAUCAAGCGAGUGCGUGCGGCGGGCAACAAGCUGGAGCUGGGCGUCAACUUCGAUCCGCAGGUGAUUGCGCUGUUCAAGGAGACGCGCAACCUCAUCUGGCUCAACUACUCGGUGCCGCACGCGGUGACGACGGUGGCCAAGGACGCCAAACGUGUGUAUCCAUACGCAGUCAGCCUGAUGGAGAGCGUGCGGACGUUUGCGCAGACGCUCCGGGCGAUUAACGAGAUGCCGGAGGUGUCGAUGCUGCUCAACGGACACCGCAACGACGUGUAUUCGCUGGUGGCAAAGGGCGUGCCGCUGCGGUGGGAGUCAUUUGUGAACAGCUACGAGGUGCAUCUGCGCGGACUGCCACACAUGCCGAACGGAAACGCGAUGGACCGGCUCAAGGGCGGCGAGAGUCGGCACGUGCUGUUUGUGCGAGAGAUUGCGGCGGCAGUAUCGCUGCUACAGACCAAGACGGCCACGCUGGCGACGUACCACGCGACGAUCCAGAAGUCACUCAAGGAGCUGGCCACGUGCCCGUACAAUGCCAACGCGUUCGAGACGCGGCUGCGGGCGAUCCAGGAGGCGGUAGACCAGCUCAACCUGCAGCAGUAUGCCAACCUGGGCUUCUGGGUGGAGGGCAUGAACCGACAGAUCAAGGCGACGCUGCUCACGCGGCUGCAGCGGGCAAUCCUGGCGUGGAUCGAAGCGUUUGAGAACGAUGAGGCGGCCGAGCCGAACAAGACCAAGUUUGCGUUCGGGAUGGGCUUCGGCGGCGGCUCUGGCGGCGACGAGGAGCGUCGGCGGCCGGUGACAGCAGCAGCAGCAGGAACGGCGGACGCGACGGUCAAUGACGUGCCGACGAUGAAGCAUCUCGUGCACGAGGUGACGAUGCGCAACCAGCUGAUCUAUCUGGACCCACCGCUGGAGUUUGCCCGUGCGAGCUGGUACCUGCGGCUGCACGAAUGGCUGGGAGUGACGUGCAAUCUGCGCAAGAUCAAGGCAACGAGCUACGAGAUGCGACUGGGCACGACGGUGGUGGAAGACGCGCGGUUCAACGACCUGCCGGCGGAGUGCACGACGGUGCUGCUGCGGGUGCAGACGUCGAUCGAGACGAAGCUGGGAGCGAUCGGGUCGUACGUGGACGAAUGGCUGCGGUUCCAGUCGCUGUGGGACCUGCAGUCAGAGAAGGUGUACGACCUGCUGGGCGACCAGCUGUCGCGGUGGCUGCAGCUGCUGCAGGAGAUCCGCAAGACGCGGCAGACGUUUGACACGACCGAGGUCAGCCGGUCGUUUGGACACAUCACGAUCGACUACGACCAGGUGCAGACCAAGGUCAACGCCAAGUACGACCAGUGGCAGCACGACAUCCUGCUGAAGUUUGCGGGCCGGCUGGGCGGACGGAUGCGCGAGGUGUAUGCCGAGAUCGAGAAGGCGCGGACGGACCUGGAGACGCUGAGCCUGGAAGUCAACUCGACGGCGCACGCGGUGCAGUUCAUCACGAUUGUGCAGGCGUGCAAGCGACACGUCAAGGUGUGGGCGCCGGAGAUCGAGACAUUCCGGCAGGGCGAGUCGACGCUGGUGCGACAGCGAUACCAGUUCCCGAACGACUGGCUGCACGCGCAGCAGGUGGACCACGAGUGGAACUCGCUGAACGAACUGCUGAGCCGCAAGGCCAAGAUCGUGCAGGACCAGACGGACGCGCUGCGGGCCAAGAUCAUUGCGGAGGACGCGAUCGUGGCGGACAAGAUUGCAGAGAUUGCAGUGCAGUGGAACGAAGAGAAGCCGGUGUCGGGGACCAUCGCGCCGGAAGUGGCGACGGCGACGCUGGCGGCGUUCGAGGGCCGGAUCACGACGCUGCAGGGCGAGGCAGCGAUGGUGGCCAAGGCAAAGGAAGCGCUGGACCUGGCAGCAGCAGCGGAGACAUCGCUCAACGGGAUCCUGGAGGAGGUGCAGGACUUCAAGUCGGUGUGGGCGUCGCUGUCGCUGAUCUGGAAGAACCUGAGCGAGCAACGGGAGAUGCUGUGGAACAGCGUGCAGCCACGCAAGGUGCGGGCAUCGAUCGACAACCUGAUCAAGAUGACACGCGACAUGCCGAGCCGAAUGCGACAGUAUGCGGCCUUUGAACACAUUCAGGAGCGGCUGCGGACGUACGUGCGGGUGAACCCACUGCUGGGCGACCUCAAGUCGGAGGCGGUGCGCGACCGGCACUGGACCAAGAUCUACAAGCAGAUCCGGCCGGGCAAACGGUACUCGCCGGUGUCGAUGACGCUGGGCGACGUGUGGGACCUCAACCUGGUGGCGACAGAGGCGAUCAUCCGCGACAUUGUGGCGCAAGCACAGGGCGAGAUGGCGCUGGAGGAGUUCCUCAAGCAGGUGCGGGAGACGUGGACGAGCUAUAGCCUGGAGCUGGUCAACUACCAGAACAAGUGCCGGCUGAUCCGCGGAUGGGACGAGCUGUUUGCCAAGUGCAGCGAGAACCUCAACUCGCUGCAGGCGAUGCGGCACUCGCCGUACUACAAGGAGUUUGAGGAGGAGGCGUCAGGGUGGGAAGACAAGCUGAACCGGGUGCACAUCCUGUUCGACGUGUGGAUCGAUGUGCAGCGACAGUGGGUGUAUCUGGAGGGCGUGUUCACGGGCAACGCGGACAUCAAGCACCUGUUGCCGAUCGAGUCGUCGCGGUUCCAGAACAUCAACAGCGAGUUCUCGGCCGUGAUGAAGAAGAUGUACAAGCAGCCGUACGUGCUGGACGUGCUGAACAUCCCGAACGUGCAGAAGUCGCUGGAGCGGCUGGCAGAGCUGCUGAACAAGAUCCAGAAGGCACUGGGCGAGUACCUGGAGAAGGAGCGGGUGUCGUUCCCACGGUUCUACUUUGUGGGCGACGAGGACCUGCUGGAGAUGAUUGGCAACAGCAACGACACGGUACGGGUGGCGAAACACUUCAAGAAGAUGUUUGCCGGGCUGUCCGGGCUGGUGAUGGGCGAGGACGAGGCAGAGGCGGUCAUCACGGCCUUCUCGUCGAAGGAGGGCGAGGUGGUGCGGCUGAAGCGGUCGAUCUCGCUGAUCAAGACGCCGCGGAUCAACGACUGGCUGGCGUUGCUAGAGGGCGGCAUGAAGCAGACGCUGGCCGAGCUGCUAGGCGAGGCGAUAGCAGCCUACGGGCCAGUGUUUGCGGCCGAGACGGUGGACCCGACAGCGAUGGAAGCCUUUCUGGAGGGCUUCCCGAGCCAGAUUGUCGUGCUGGCGACACAGGCAGUGUGGACGACGGCGGUGGACGCAGCGCUGGCAGACGAGAAGCAGGCGGGCGCAGCACUGCAGCGGCUGUUUGAACGUGAGGUGCAGGUGCUACGGCUGCUGGCGGCGAUGGUGCUGGGCGACUUGGACGUGUUGGUGCGGCGGAAAUGCGAACAGCUGAUCACGGAGUGCGUGCACCAGCGCGACAUUAUCGAGAAGCUGGUGGCAGCCGGAGCCGACUCGCCGACACACCAUCUCUGGCUGCUGCAGAUGCGCUACGUCUAUACCAGCAGCAGCGAGACAGAGGCACAGCAGCGGCUGAGCGUGCGGAUGGCCAAUGCGACGCUGCAGUACGGAUUCGAGUACCUGGGAGUGCCGGAUCGGCUGGUGCGCACGCCGCUGACAGACCGCUGCUUCCUGACACUGACACAGGCGCUGUGCCAGCAGCUGGGCGGCUCGCCAUACGGGCCAGCCGGCACGGGCAAGACAGAGUCGGUCAAGGCGCUGGGCGUGGAGCUGGGACGGUUUACGCUGGUGUUCUGCUGCGACGACACGUUUGACUUCCAGGCGAUGGGCCGGAUCUUCCUGGGCAUCUGCCAGGUGGGCGCAUGGGGCUGCUUUGACGAGUUCAACCGACUGGAAGAACGGAUCCUGUCGGCGGUGUCGCAGCAGAUCCAGAACAUCCAGCUGGGACUGCGACAGGGGGCCGAGGACGACAAGGCGCAGAUCGAGCUGGUGGGCCGACAGCUGAGGGUCAACGGCAAUACAGGCAUCUUCAUCACGAUGAACCCAGGCUAUGCGGGACGGUCGAACCUGCCGGACAACCUGAAGAAGCUGUUCCGCAGCGUGGCCAUGUCGAAGCCAGACAAGGAGCUGAUCGCGGAGGUGAUGCUGUACUCGCAGGGCUUCGGACAGGCCAAGGCGCUGUCGAAGCAGACGGUGCCCUUCUUCGACCAGUGUGCGGCCGAACUAUCGCGACAGGCGCACUACGAUUUUGGGCUGCGGGCGCUGAAGAGCGUCUUAGUCAGCUCAGGUGGCCUGAAGCGGGCACGGCUGACGGACGGCCGGGCGACAACAGAAGCGGCGAGCCUGGGCGAGGUAGAGGCGGUCGAGCCAGAGAUUAUCGUGCAGAGCAUCCGCGAGACGAUCGCGCCAAAGCUGAUCAAGGCAGACGUGGCGAUCAUGGGCGGGAUCGAGGCGCGCUGUUUCCCGGGCGUGCGCUAUGUGCCAGCCAACCUGGAGGCGCUCGAGACAGCAGUGCGGCGGCUGGCAGGCGAACGACAGCUGGUGGUCAACGAGACCUGGCUGACCAAGGUACUGCAGCUGUACCAGAUCCAGCGCAUGCACCACGGUGUGAUGAUGGUGGGCAGUGCAGGCUCGGGCAAGUCGACCGCCUGGAGGCUGCUGCUGGAAGCAUUGCAGCAGGUGGAGAAGGUAGAAGGGGUGUGUCACGUGAUCGACUCCAAAGUGAUGUCCAAGGAAGCGCUGUACGGCAACCUGGAUGCGACGACGCGCGAGUGGACGGACGGGCUGUUCACGAGCAUCCUGCGCAAGAUCGUCGACAACCUGCGCGGCGAGGACGGCAAGCGUCACUGGAUCGUGUUUGACGGCGAUGUGGACCCGGAAUGGGUAGAGAACCUGAACAGUGUGCUGGACGACAACAAGCUGCUGACGCUGCCGAACGGCGAGCGGCUGAACCUGCCGGCGAACGUGCGGAUCAUGUUUGAGGUGGCAGACCUGCGCUACGCGACGCUGGCGACGGUGUCCCGCUGCGGCAUGGUCUGGUUCAGCGAGGACACGGUGACGCCGGCGAUGGUGGUGGACAAUUAUCUCGGCCGGCUGGCAGCGGUGGCGUUUGAGGACCUGGACGAGGACGCGGUGGCGACAGGCCAGAGCGCAGCGCGAGCGCUGGCCGUGCAGACACAGGCGGCCGAGCUGCUGCGGUCACACCUGACGACAGACGACUUUGUGCUCGAGGCACUGAACCGGGCGACGACAUACCGGCACAUUAUGGACUUCACGGCAGCACGGGCACUCAACACGCUCUUCUCGCUCGUCAACAAGGCGGUGCGCAACGUGAUCGAGUACAAUGCACAGCACGCAGACUUUGCGCUAGAGCCAGAGCAGGUGGAAGCAUACCUGUCGAAGAAACUGCUGCUGGCGAUGGUAUGGGCGCUGACGGGCGACUGUCCGCUGGAGGACCGGCAGGCGUUUGGCGACGUGCUAGUAGGCCUGGCAGGCUUCGGGGUGGCGCCACCAGCAGCGGGCGGAUCGGUGAUCGACUUUGACGUGUCGCUGCCGCGGGCAGAAUGGACUUCGUGGCAGGCACAGGUGCCGUCGGUCGAGGUCAACACGCACUCGGUAACGCAGACAGACGUGGUGAUCCCGACGCUGGACACGGUGCGCCACGAGGAUGUGCUGUACUCGUGGCUGGCCGAGCACAAGCCGCUGCUGCUGUGCGGACCGCCGGGAUCGGGCAAGACGAUGACGCUGUUCAGCGCGCUGCGCAAGCUGCCGAACAUGGAGGUGGUCGGACUCAACUUCUCGAGCGCGACGACGCCAGACCUGCUGAUCAAGAGCUUCGAGCAGUACUGCGAGUACAAGAAGACGCUGAGCGGCGUGCUGCUGUCGCCGACGCAGAUCGGCCGCUGGCUGGUGGUAUUCUGCGACGAGAUCAACCUGCCGGCACCAGACCGCUACGGGACACAGCGGGCGAUUGCGUUUCUGCGGCAGCUGGUCGAGCACAACGGCUUCUGGCGCGCAUCGGACAAGGCGUGGGUGACGUUGGACCGGAUCCAGUUUGUGGGCGCAUGCAACCCGCCGACCGACGCAGGCCGGACGCCGCUGGGAGCACGGUUCCUGCGCCACGCGCCGCUGAUGAUGGUGGACUACCCGGGCGAGCAGUCGCUGCAGCAGAUCUACGGCACGUUCAACGCGGCGGUGCUGAAGAUCAUCCCGACGCUGCGCGGAUACGCCGAGGCGCUGACGCAGGCGAUGGUGCGGCUGUACACGGAGUCGCAGCAGCGGUUCACGGCAGCGCAGCAGGCACACUACGUCUACAGUCCGCGCGAGCUGACACGGUGGGUGCGCGGCGUGUACGAGGCGAUCCGGCCGCUGGAGGCGCUGUCGGUCGAGGGGCUGGUGCGGAUCUGGGCGCACGAAGCACUGCGGCUCUUCCAGGACCGGCUGGUGGAGGCGAGCGAGCGCGAAUGGACGGAGGCGGCCGUGCGGCGGAUCGCGCUGGAGCUGUUCCCCAACGUGGACGAGGCCCAGGCGCUGGGCGGCCCGAUCCUGUUCUCGAACUGGCUGUCGAAGCACUACGUGCCGGUAGACCGGGAGCAGCUGCGGGACUUUGUCAAGGCGCGGCUGCGCACGUUCUGCGAGGAGGAGGUGGACGUGCCGCUGAUCCUGUUCAACGACGUGCUGGAACACGUGCUGCGAAUCGACCGGGUGUUCCGGCAGCCGCAGGGGCACCUGAUCCUGAUCGGGGUCAGCGGUAGCGGCAAGACAACGCUGUCGCGGUUUGUGGCGUGGAUGAACGGCCUCAAGGUCUUCCAGAUCAAGGUGCACGGCAAGUACUCGGCGGAGGACUUUGACGAAGACCUGCGCGAGGUGCUGCGACGCUGCGGGUGCAAGGGCGAGAAGAUGUGUUUCAUCAUGGACGAGGCGAACGUGCUGGAUGCGGGCUUCCUGGAGCGGAUGAACACGCUGCUGGCCAACGCGGAGGUGCCGGGGCUGUUUGAGGGCGACGACCUGGCCGCGCUGAUGACGGCGUGCAAGGAGGGGGCACAGCGCCAGGGUCUGCACCUGGACUCGCAGGAGGAGCUGUACAAGUGGUUCACCGGCCAGAUCGUCAAGAACCUGCACGUGGUGUUCACGAUGAACCCGCCAGCCGGCGCGGGCGGACUGUCGUCGCGAGCGGCCACGAGCCCGGCACUGUUCAACCGCUGCGUGCUCAACUGGUUUGGCGACUGGUCGGACCAGGCGCUCUUCCAGGUGGCACACGAGCUGACGGGAGCGGUAGACCUGGAGCGGGCGCAGUUUGUGGCGCCAGACACGAUCCCGGUGGCAUACGCGGGCCUGACGUUGCCGGCAUCGCAUCGGGGCGCGGUGGUGAACGCGAUGGUGUACGUGCACCACUCGCUGCGACGAGUCAACGGGCGGCUGCAGCAGCAACAGGGCCGGACGACAUUCCUGACGCCGCGACACUUUUUGGACUUUGUGGCGCAGUAUGUGCGGCUGUACGGCGAGAAGCGCGAGGACCUGGAAGAGCAGCAGAGACACCUGAACGUGGGACUGGAGAAGCUGCGCGACACGGUGGACAAGGUGCGGGACCUGCGGGCGAGCCUGGCAUCGAAGCAGGCACAGCUGGAACGCAAGGACGCCGAGGCGAACGAGAAGCUGCAGCGAAUGGUGGCAGACCAGCGAGAGGCAGAGCAGCGGAAGAGCACGUCGCUAGAGAUCCAGGCAGCGCUAGAAGUGCAAGACGCCGAGGUGGCAACACGACGACAGGCCGUGCUGGAGGACCUGGCACGUGCAGAGCCGGCAGUCGAGGCAGCCAAGGCGAGCGUCAGCAACAUCAAGCGGCAGCAGCUGACAGAAGUGCGGGCGAUGGCAUCACCACCAGCAGGCGUCCGGCUGGCACUCGACUCGGUAUGCACGCUGCUGGGACACCGAGCAGGCGACUGGAAGACGAUCCAGUCGGUGAUCCGACGCGACGACUUUAUCGCGAGCAUCAUCAACUUCAACAACGAGAAGAUGAUGACGAAGGCGCUACGCGUCAAGAUGCGGAGCGAGUUUCUGUCGAACCCCGAGUUCACCUUUGACCGGGUCAACCGGGCGAGCAAAGCAUGCGGACCGCUGGUGCAAUGGGUAGAGGCGCAAGUGAGCUACGGCGAGAUCCUGGACCGCGUGGGACCGCUGCGCGAAGAGGUGGCCGCGCUGGCCGAGCAGGCACUGCAGACACGAGCACAGGCGCGCGCGGUCGAGCAGACGAUCGACGGGCUCGAAGCCAGCAUCGCGACCUACAAGACGGAAUACGCAGCACUGAUCAGCGAGACGCAGGCGAUCAAGGCAGAGAUGGCGCGCGUGCAGCACAAGGUGGACCGCAGCGUGCGGCUGCUGGACAGCCUGUCGUCGGAGCGGGUGCGAUGGGAAGAGGGCAGCCGGUCGUUUGAGACGCAGAUCGGAACGCUGGUGGGCGACGUGCUGGUAGCAGCAGCCUUUCUGGCCUACGGCGGGCUGUACGACCAGACAUUCCGCCGCGCGAUGGUGGACGACUGGCUGCAGCACCUGCGGCUGUCGGGCAUCGCGACGAAGCCACACAACCCGGUGACCGAGUACCUCUCGACAGCAGACGAGCGGUUGGGCUGGCAGGCGAAUGCGCUGCCGGCCGACGAUCUGUGCACGGAGAACGCGAUCAUUCUGCGGCGGUUCAACCGGUAUCCGCUCAUCAUCGAUCCGUCCGGACGGGCGACGGAGUUUCUGCAGCGCGAGUGUCGCGGGCGACGGCUGACGGUGACGAGCUUCCUGGACGACGCGUUUGCCAAGCAGCUCGAGAGUGCGUUGCGGUUCGGCAACCCGAUCCUGAUCCAGGACGCGGAACAUUUGGAUCCCGUGCUUAAUCACGUGCUCAACAAAGAAUACCAGAAGACGGGCGGACGUGUGCUCAUCCAGCUAGGCCGGCAGCAGAUUGACUUUUCCCCGGCUUUCCGGCUGUAUCUGGCGACACGUGACCCUUCGGCAACGUUUGCGCCCGACAUCUGCAGCCGGACGACACUGGUCAACUUCACGGUGACGCAGAGCAGCCUGCGGACACAGGCGCUCAACGAGGUGCUGCGGGCCGAGCGGCCGGACGUGGACGAGCGACGGUCAAACCUGACCCGGCUGCAGGGCGAGUUCAAGGUACACCUGCGACAGCUGGAGAAGCGGCUGCUACAGGCGCUCAACGAAUCGCGCGGCAAUAUCCUGGACGACGAUCACGUGAUCGAGACGCUGGAGACGCUCAAGACCGAAGCCGCCGACAUUAGCGACAAGAUGCGCGGCACCGAGGGCGUCAUGGCCGAUGUCGACGCCGUCACCCGCCAGUAUGCCGUCGUGGCACGUUCCUGCAGCGCCGUCUUUGCCGUGCUGGAGCAGCUGCACUAUCUGCACCACUUUUACCAGUUCUCGCUAGACUAUUUCCUGGACAUUUUCCACGCGGUGUUGCAGCGGGCCAGUGCAGCCGGCACGGUCGUGGCCACCGGUGCGUCCGACGACACGUACAACAUCCGACGCGACGCCAUCGUGCGCGACCUCUUCGUCACGACCUUCCAGCGGACCGCGCUCGGGCUGUUGCAGAAAGACCGCAUCACGCUGGCGAUGCUGCUGGUGCAGGCGUCGCCAUACGCCAUGGACAAGAGCCUGAUCGACGUGCUGCUGGACGACGACGGCGUGCCGGGUCGCGACGUGUCGGGCAUGGACGGUCGUGACGAAGCCAUCGCCUUGGCUCGCCGGCUGCCAGCGCUGCAGCAACAGGUCGACGGGAUCAGCGAGGCCGAGUGGGCACGAUUCCUGGGCGAGGAGCUGGCCGAGAACUUUGUGCCGCCAAUGGGAGGAGGGGAGUCGAACGAGGAGAGGCCGAACGACGAGAGGGCGAGCGACAGCGAGGAAACCAAGAAAAACGACGAAGCCCUUCGGUCUCUGCUCAUGGUCAAGCUCUUCCGACUCGACCGGUUUGUGCCGGCAGCCGAGCGGUUUGCGGCGCUUAUCUUCGGCACAGACGACUUGUUUGACAUUGUCGAGGAUCUCGGCGGCACGGUGGCCCAGGUGCCGGCAACACGACCGGUGGCGCUGGUAUCGAGCCCAGGCUUCGACGCAUCCUACAAGGUAGACGGGCUGGCAGCCCGGACGGGAGCGCGCUGCAGCCACAUCGCGAUGGGGUCGGCCGAGGGACUCGCGAGCGCAGACAAGGCAGUCAGCAGCGCAGCCCAGACAGGAGCUUGGGUGCUGGUCAAGAACGUCCACCUGGCGCCGACCUGGCUGCAGUCGCUGGAGAAGCGGAUGGAGACGCUGCACCCACACGGCGACUUCCGGCUAUUCCUGUCGAUGGAGUCGAGUCCGCGCAUCCCGGUGAAUCUGUUGCGCGCAUCGCGUGUCCUAUUGUACGAGCAGCCAGCAGGCGUGCGGGCCAACAUGAAGGACUCGCUGGCGUCGCUGGCGCCACGUUGUGUGCGCCCGCCGGCCGAGCGGACGCGGCUGUACCUGCUGCUGUCGUUCUUGCACGCCGUCGUCCAAGAGCGCCUGCGCUAUGCCCCGACGCUGGGCUGGAAGGGCUUCUGGGAGUUCAACGACAGCGACUACGAGUGCUCGGCCUUUGUGGUCGACACCUGGCUAGCCGCAGCUGCUGGUCAGCGGUCCAACAUUGCGCCGCAGAACAUUCCCUGGGCCAUGAUCCGUCAGCUCGUCACCGAGACGUACGGCGGCAAGAUCGACAACGAGGACGACUUUGCACUGCUCCGCCAGCUGGUCGACCGUGUUCUCAGCCCGGCCGCCUACGAUAUCGGGCAUCGCCUGCUGCUCGGCGACCUGACCGCCGACGCUGCCGACACGGACGCGCUCGUCGUGCCGUCCGGCACCGCGCUCGCCGACUGCAUGGCCUGGAUCCAACGCCUGCCCGAACGCGAGCCGCCCACGUACCUGGGGCUGCCGGCCAAUGCGGAAAAGGUGCUGCUGGUAGGCCUGGGACGCAGCCUGGUACAGGACCUGCGCAAGGUGACGAACCUGCUGGACGAGGGGGAGCAGCUGAUAGAGGAGGAACGAGCAGACGACAGCCACGAUUCUCUGACAGCUGAGCGCAUCGUCUUCCAUGGCCAGCCCGGCCACGCUGGCGUCGCUGUCCAUCAGCCACGUCUACUAUUCCAGAACCCAGAUGACCCGGUCUCGUACGUCUGCGCCUGGCUCGCCCUCGUGCCCCAAGGCCUCUGCGUCGUCUACGCCACUCUGCUCUGGAGCACGCGCGAGGCCGAGGUGGCCCUGGCCUUUGCCGGCCAGCUCGGCUGCGAGGCCGUCAAUCUCGUGCUCAAGCGCCUGAUCAAGGAAGAACGUCCGCGCCACCACCACACAGCCCUGGGCCUGGGCAUGGCCCUGCCCGAUCCCGGUCUCGGCAACGGACCCGACGCCGACCAGCUGCACCAUCUGCCCUUCCGCCGCGGCUACGGCAUGCCGAGCUCCCACGCUCAGUUCGCCGGCUACUGGGCCGUCACCAUCGCCCUCUUCCUGCUGGUGCGAUACCGCGGACAGAAUCGGAUUCCACAGAACAGACAGAGACAGGAAUCACCCCAAAACUCCUGGUCCCUAGCCGAACGCGUCGCCACCAGCACCGCCGCUUUUGUCGUCGCCGUGCUCGUCGCCUGGAGCCGCGUCUACCUUCACUACCACACCCCCAGACAAGUCCUCGUCGGUUUCGCUGCUGGUCUCCUCGUCGGCUUCGCCUGGUUCGCUGCCACCACUUUCGUCCGUCGCUGCGGCCUCCUCCGAUGGGUUCUCGCCCUACCGCCCGCUCGCUGGCUCCGCAUCCGAGACCUCGCCGCCGAAGAAGACGCCCCCCAGGCUGGCUGGGAAAAAUGGUUGCUCCUUCAAGCCGCCCGCGAAACACAGCUAGCUCAGGCUGCCGCCAAAAAGACCUGA